Molecule: messenger RNA, 1317 nt
Organism: Leptopilina boulardi
Lineage: Eukaryota; Metazoa; Arthropoda; Insecta; Hymenoptera; Figitidae
Product: odorant receptor 67c-like
Exons: 5
Coding region: 52-1251 (399 amino acids)
Biological process (GO): detection of chemical stimulus involved in sensory perception of smell; sensory perception of smell
Cellular component (GO): plasma membrane
Molecular function (GO): odorant binding; olfactory receptor activity
Source: RefSeq, a predicted model, not a curated record
UUUUAAAAGAAAAUAUUUUUGCCUUUUAGUAUAAAACUUAUAUAUUGUAAUAUGUCAAAAGAGAAAAAUAACAAACUAAUAAUGAGACACGAGGAGAAUAUUUUACCAGAAUCAUUUUUUUUAAUGAAAUUUUGUGGCCUAUGGCAACCAUAUAAUUUAAAUUUAUUUCAAAAAAUAAUUUAUGAUAUUUAUUCAAUUUUUAUGAUAAUUACCAUAAUAAUAACUGGACUUUCUCUAAUAGGAGUUAUAAUUUCAUCUGAAAAUAUAAAAGAUGCUAUUGUAGAAAAUUCUUUUUUACUUCUUAGUUUUUUUAAUAGUUGGGUUAAAGGAUCAAUUCUUUUACUUCGACAAAGAAAUAUUAAGUCACUAUUAAAAGUAUUAAUGAGAGAACAGUGUCAUCCUACCGAUAUCAUUGAACUAGAAGUUCAGAAAAACUAUGAUAAAGAAUCAAAAAGAAUUACGAUUAUCUACUCAUCUUCAGUGGGUUUAACUGUUGUAUGCAUGUGUUUAGCUGUUAUUUCUAAACAAGGAGAAGAGAGAAUAAAACUUUUAAAUACCUGGCGUCCAUAUAAUUUGACAGUGCCAUUAUAUUUUUGGAUUACAUGGAUUUAUCAAUUUUUGGGAUACAUAGUUUUAGCAAGUGUUCAUUUAGCCAGCGACACUUUAUUACCUGGCUUUAUCAUUCAACUUUGCUGUCAAUUGAAAUUUUUACAAUAUCGAUUAAAUGAAUUUCCAUGUCAAAUUGAAGAAAUUUUAAAUUCUUUUAAAUGUGAUAAGCUCAAAUUAGAAAAGUCAUUUAUAUCAAAAACUAUAAUACAUCAUAAUACAAUAUUUCAAUUUGCAAAACAUCUCAAAAGCACAUUUGUGGAAAUGCUUUUUAUACAAUUUUUAUUAAGUCUAAUUAUCAUUUGCUUUAGUGUAUUUAAAAUUUCCAAAGAAAAUACAGUUAAUUAUGUAAACGUAGUGCCACUUUAUGCUUAUGUCUGUUGUAUGUUGAUGCAACUUUUCAUCUUUUGCUUCUAUGGUAACAAACUAAUGUUAAAUAGUAGUAAUUUGCAAGACACUGUUCUUGGAAUAAACUGGCUUUGCCUUGAAUCAGGAACGAAAAAAAGCCUUAUAAUUUUAAUGAUAUGCUCCACUAAACCCAUUUUAAUUUCUGCUGGUUCAAUGAUGUUUGUCAACUUGGAUUCCUUUGUAAUGAUUCUGAAGGCUUCGUAUUCAGCGUUUAAUGUCUUACAACAUUCUGUAUAACUAUCUUGUUAAUAAUUAUUGAAUUUAUGAGCAAACAAAUUAUGAAAAAUAUAUUUUCAUAUAAAU